Molecule: messenger RNA, 924 nt
Organism: Lachancea dasiensis
Lineage: Eukaryota; Fungi; Ascomycota; Saccharomycetes; Saccharomycetales; Saccharomycetaceae
Source: the annotation of a GenBank genome assembly
AUGAACAGAUCACCAGGGGAGUUUCAAAGGUUUGCUAGGGUCUUUCAACAACAAAUUUCGAGAGCCCAACAGGCUGGCAGUGGACGAGGCCCACAAGCUCCAAAGGGAGCUUUUGCUGGGCUAGGUGGACUAAUAUUGCUCGGUGGUGGCGCUACCCUGCUCAAUGCCUCUCUCUUCAAUGUCGAUGGUGGCCACAGGGCUAUCAUCUAUUCGAGAUUGAGUGGAGUCCAAUCCCGUAUUUUCGCAGAAGGGACUCAUUUUGCCGUACCUUGGCUGGAGACGCCAAUAGUAUACGAUGUGCGUGCCAAACCUCGUAAUGUAGCAUCUCUCACAGGAACCAAGGAUCUGCAAAUGGUCAAUAUCACUUGCAGAGUGCUAUCAAGACCGGACGUCUCGCAACUGCCCACCAUGUACCGUACUUUGGGCCAGGAUUACGACGAGAGGGUUCUACCAAGUAUCGUCAACGAGGUUUUGAAAUCCGUCGUGGCGCAAUUCAAUGCCUCGCAGCUGAUCACUCAAAGAGAAAAAGUGUCUAGACUGAUUCGGGAGAAUUUGGUCCGUCGCGCCUCCAGAUUCAACUUACUACUGGACGACGUCUCCAUCACCUAUAUGACAUUUUCUCCUGAGUUCACGAACGCUGUCGAGGCCAAGCAAAUAGCCCAACAGGAUGCUCAGAGAGCUGCUUUUGUUGUAGACAAGGCCAGACAGGAAAAGCAGGGUAUGGUCGUCAAGGCUCAAGGUGAAGCCAAGUCUGCUGAACUGAUUGGUGAAGCCAUCAAGAAGUCCAAGGACUACGUUGAACUGAAGAGAUUGGACACUGCGCGCGAAAUCGCUUCCAUUUUGAGCCAGUCUCCCAACAGAGUCAUCCUCGAUAACGAGUCACUACUGCUCAACACCGCAGCCGACACGAGACACAAGAAAUGA